AUGUUAUUAACUGAAUUGAUAAUCUUAUCUUCAAUAUUGUUUAGCACAGUAAAUACCAUCGACUAUGAAGACAAUGAUUUAGCGAAAGUAUGUCGACCACUCGAUCGACAAUUGGAUCUUCUCUUUAUACUCGAUGGAUCUGGCAGUGUUAGCGGAAGUACAUUUGACACCCAAAUGGCAAUGCUCAAUAAAAUUGUUGAUAUGGUUGAAAUUGGCCCAGAAAAGACACAGAUCGCUGUAAUGCAAUACUCUUCAUACACACGAAUUGAAUUCGGUUUCAAUGUGUAUCGUAUGAUGGCACUGUAUCAUUUACCUCCAUUCACUUUCCUCAUUUUUUAUUUUAAAGCACAUCUUGACGAAUUCAUAAAUGAAAACAUUUUAAAGGAUGAAGUUGAAUUGCGAACAGCCAUCCAAAAAAUUCGUCACAUAUCAGGAACAACUAAAACUGGCAAGGCUCUAGAUAAAGCUCUUCAAGUUUUCAAACAUAAUGAAAUUUAUGGCUCACGAGUUAAUCAGGAGGAUGUUGCACAGGUAGCAGUGGUUGUUACAGAUGGACAUUCACAUGAUGACCCAGUGCCAGCGGCCGUUCGCUUGCGUCAAGCAGGAGUUCAGAUUCUCGCAUUAGGAAUUGGAGCACAUAUAAAUAUGGGUGAAUUACUGGAUAUAACUGGCGAUGAAAACCUAGCUUUCCAGAAUCUUAAUUCACAACUAUCGCUCGAUAAAUUCGCAAACCAAUUCAAGAAAAUCGCUGUUGGUGAACACUGCGACUUUUCAAGAGGACCACAUGGUGCUGAGAUCACAUGCAAAAGUGACUCGAUAGAAAUAGGUGUUUCCACAGUUAACCCCUUCUACGGUCAUAUGUAUGUUGUCGGACAAUUUAAUCGACCUGAAUGCGUGGUUAAUGCUCGAAAUUCUUCCAGAGAAAUACGUCUGACUAUUGGUCUUAAUUCCUGCAACAUACAAAAACAAUUUAUGUUAAAUCCAAAAGGAAUAAUGUUUGAGACUGGCCUCAUACUAAAAUUUCAUCCCUGGUACAACACUAAGAAAGAUAAAUUGUUUAGCGUUCAGUGCUUCUAUCCAGAGAAAUCUCCGAAAUUACCGAAAAAAUUCCUUCGCAAUCAUAUUGCUAUUAGUGAUAGUCAACCAAUGAAAAUGCCUUGCAAUUACAAAAUAACUACACGCACGACAGAACAAUGCAAAUUGGAGGAUGCAAGAGUUGGAGAUGAAAUAAUUCAUCUAUGGGAAUGUGCCCGAGAAGUUUUGGAUACAUACCAGUCAAUGUUAGUGCAUAGCUGCAUCUUAACAGAUAUUAACAGUGCCUUGAAUCGAACGAUUAUUGAUAAGAAUGGAUGCGUUGUUGAUACAUCAGUUAUCGAUCAACCAGACUACCAAGAACCAUUGAUGGUUUCCGCAGUUGGAAGAGCUGUAAAAUUUCCAGGCAGUACACUUGUGCAGUUAAAAUGCCAUUUGCGAUUCUGUGACCGUCUUCUUGGCGAAUGUGAUGGUAUAUUGCCACCCAAAUGUCGAAGAACAAGAGAAGCAACAAUAGAAGAUGUUAUCACAAAACAGGAUGUCUUUCCGAUCGAUAUGAAUUCGUUUUCAAAUAACGAUGAAGAUGAUGAUUAUGCUGAUAGUGAUUUUGGAUAUACAACAACAGUGUCACCACUUGUCACCUUUGGAUCUUCCAAAGUUGAAAAAAAGUUGCCUCCUCGACGUCGUUUAUCCAUCGAUCAACGUGUAUCGGCGAGUGCGAGUCGAGAAUUUACGCAAAAGCCAACUUCAGGAAAAUUAGACGCUUUGCCGAUAAUUCCAACAAAAAUUACUACUAGUGAAGAUACUUUGAGUCAUAUUCGACCAAUCGUUACCAAUGGGCGCACAUCGAAUGGACAGCCAAGGGUAAUUAACUUUCCGGUUGGUGGAAUAGAUUUUCAGCUGAACACACAAGAUGUCGCUAUUGUUAAUAACGAAGGCUUAAAGAAACAUUUCCAAAAAACAAUGGAAGUUUACAGCGAAGAACAAAAGAAAUCUAAUGAGAACAAAGAAAUCGCAGCGACGGAAGCGACAACGAAACAAACAAUAAAGAAUACAUUGAAGGAAAUUGCUACUACCGCACUAUCUCCGUUAGCCACCGAAGAUCCAUUUCAAGAUGAAGACGAAUUGCCAAAUGCAAUUAAACAAGUGGAAGCUGAGGAGACAGUGGAAGAUAAUGCAGAAAACGAACCUAUCGUACAACUUGAACAAAGGAUAGCGAGCACUGUUCAUCAGAAUGCCGCUUCCUUGGAAUCACAGCAACGCACGUGGUUAGCCCUCAGCACUUCUGGUUAA
Messenger RNA from Dracunculus medinensis (Guinea worm), 2325 nucleotides. Lineage: Eukaryota; Metazoa; Nematoda; Chromadorea; Rhabditida; Dracunculidae. The record is from the annotation of a GenBank genome assembly.